UGCAUGUUCGCCGUGCCUCCUUUUCAAGCUCCGCCCAUGUCUGCCAGUUGACCUAUGAACGGCUCUGUGCUAACUCGCACAUGCUCCCGACGUCACAUUUCUCUUUGGUCUUCCUGUCAACAUGGCGACAUCCAUGGCAUCCCAGGCUGCAGCAAGAGGACUGAGGACAGCAACCUCAAAGCACAUACUUCUGGACAAACUCAAGUGCACCUGGUUGAGUCCCAGGAGAUGGCUGAAUCUGCAAGAGUACCAGAGCAAGAAGCUGAUGCAAGAGAGUGGCGUGGCUGUCCAACGCUUCUACGUGGCCGACACAGCUUCUGAGGCCUUGGAGGCUGCAAAGAGACUCAAUGCCAAGGAGAUUGUGUUGAAAGCUCAGAUUCUGGCCGGUGGCAGAGGCAAGGGUGUGUUUGACAGUGGCCUUAAAGGUGGAGUGCACUUAACUAAGGACCCUGCUAAGGUUGGUGAACUGGCCAAUAAGAUGCUGGGUUUCAAUCUGACUACUAAGCAGACACCGAAAGAUGGAGUGAAAGUGAAAACGGUGAUGAUUGCUGAGGCCCUGGACAUUACUAGGGAGACCUACUUUGCCAUCCUGAUGGACCGCGCCUGUAAUGGUCCUGUCAUGGUAGGCAGCCCCCAGGGAGGUAUGGAUAUAGAGGAGGUAGCCGCCAGCUCCCCAGAACUCAUCUUUAAGGAAGUCAUAGAUAUACUUGAAGGCGUGCGAGACGACCAGGCACUUCGCAUGGCAGCUAAUUUGGGUUUCAAAGGACCUCUGCAGAGACAGGCAGCAGAUCAGAUUAAGAGGCUCUAUGAUCUGUUCCUGAAAGUCGACGCCACUCAAGUAGAAGUCAAUCCUCUUGGAGAAACUCCCGAAGGACAAGUGGUUUGCUUUGAUGCUAAGAUCAACUUUGACGACAAUGCUGAGUUCCGUCAGAAAGCUGUGUUUGCCAUGGACGACAUGACUGAGAGUGACCCUACAGAGACAGAGGCAGCCAAGUGGGACCUCAAAUAUAUCGGACUGGACGGAAAUAUUGCCUGCUUUGUGAAUGGAGCCGGUUUGGCCAUGGCCACAUGUGACAUCAUUGACCUGCAUGGAGGAAAGCCAGCUAACUUCCUGGACCUGGGGGGAGGAGUCAAAGAGAGGCAGGUGUACGAGGCUUUUAAGCUGCUGACAGCUGACCCUAAGGUUGAGGCCAUCCUGGUCAACAUCUUUGGUGGGAUCGUGAACUGUGCCAUCAUCGCCAACGGUAUCACCAAGGCCUGUCGAGAGCUGGAGCUAAAGGUGCCACUGGUGGUCAGGCUUGAAGGGACCAACGUCCAUGAGGCCAAGAGGAUUCUGUCCGAGAGCGGCCUACCCAUCACAGCAGCAGAGAACCUGGAUGACGCUGCCAAGAAAGCAGUGGCUGCCAUCAAGAAAUAGAAAACUCUGUGUAACAUCACUGCACUCAUGUCCACCCAUCACCAACAUUAAUAGUCUCAGAGCAUCACCGUCAGCCUUUUCUUACACAUACAGACCUCCAGGAUGUUAAGCCUUUGCUCUCAUAGGCCUUUACUUUUCUUUGUUUUAACACUAGCUUCCCAAAAAUACUUUCAUUGCCAAUUCAGUGUCUACGUAUCACAGGUUUUUUGAGGUGCUGUUUUACCUUAACACCUUACAAAAUUUAAAUUUUAGUCCCUUAAUCUGUGCAGUGUAAAUUAGCUGCUUUUAAAUUCUUUAAACACAAUCUAUAUUAUAUGCAUAUAAAUUGGAAUAAAAUAAUAAUAAAUAAAUCACUCUGUAACUCUCAGGCUUAUUAACAUAAUCUUGUCCUGGAAAAUCAUAACGCUCUAGGGACCUCUGUCACAAAUUAGAUAGAGACCCUACUUUGUGCAUUCCAUUUUCCAAGGUGAAAGAUGCUGAUUUCUCUGCAUACUGUGGUAUUUGUAUGGAAUAUUAGUUAAGAAAGAUUUUCACCAUAAAGCUUUAGUGCGUAACUUUUUGAUAUUAAUGAACGUCCCUCACAUUCAAGCCAUUGCCAAAUGAGUUGCUACAAAGCUAAUUAAGACUAUCAGCUCCACACAACUCUCUCUCUCUCUCUC
Molecule: messenger RNA, 2076 nt
Organism: Sander lucioperca (pikeperch)
Lineage: Eukaryota; Metazoa; Chordata; Actinopteri; Perciformes; Percidae
Gene: suclg2
Product: succinate-CoA ligase GDP-forming subunit beta
Exons: 11
Coding region: 122-1417 (431 amino acids)
Biological process (GO): succinyl-CoA metabolic process; tricarboxylic acid cycle
Cellular component (GO): mitochondrion; succinate-CoA ligase complex
Molecular function (GO): metal ion binding; ATP binding; succinate-CoA ligase (GDP-forming) activity
Source: RefSeq, a predicted model, not a curated record